Molecule: messenger RNA, 2543 nt
Organism: Hymenoscyphus albidus
Lineage: Eukaryota; Fungi; Ascomycota; Leotiomycetes; Helotiales; Helotiaceae
Source: the annotation of a GenBank genome assembly
AUGCCUGUAGACCAUAAGGCCUGUCUAGGUACGUACCGCUAUUUACCACGUAUACCACAACUCAAUUUCAUUAUACACAUUUAUAUAUAUGAAUUUCUUUAUUCAUUCCCAAUAUCCUUUAUGCAACACCCUCCCUUCAGUCUCGCAUCCCCAAUUGCUGGCCUCAAUUUCCCCAACCCCGAAGAGCGAUGGCUGCGCCGAGCGCAACUAGCACCCCAACGAGACCAAACCACACAAAGAAAAACCCCGAUUACAUCCUCGCACUUCUCUACAUCCUCAUGUACCUUGAGCUCUCCUGGCUAAUCGUGAUGAUCUGGCGUAGUUGUGAUUGACGGCUGGGGAAUUCCCGUCGAAUCUUCCCCCAAGAAUGGCGAUGCGAUUGCGGCUGCCGAGACGCCUGUGAUGGAUGCGUUCCAGAAAGAUAAGGAUGGAUUUACCGAGCUGGAGGCUUCUUCGCUUGCUGUGGGUUUACCUGAGGGACUUAUGGGAAAUUCGGAAGUCGGACAUUUGAAUAUUGGGGCUGGACGUGUUGUUUGGCAGGAUGUUGUCCGGAUUGAUCAGACGAUCAAGAAGAAUGAGCUGAACAAGAAUGAGGUCCUCAUGAAGGUUUUCAAUGAUGCUAAGUCUGGAAAUGGACGUUUGCAGUUGUGUGGAUUGGUUUCGGACGGUGGUGUUGUAAGUUUGAGGAAUUGAGAGAUAGGGAAGAUGGAACUAAUGAUAAUUAUAGCACGCAAAGCAAGACCAUUUGUAUGCUCUUCUUAAGCUCGCUAAGGAAGUUGGUGUUCCUCACGUAUACAUCCACUGCUUUGGAGAUGGACGUGACACAGACCCAAAAUCCGGUGCAGGCUAUAUCCAAGGUCUUUUGGACAAAAUCAAGGAGAUUGGUGUUGGAGAGAUUGCGUCUCUUACCGGUAGAUACUAUGCUAUGGACCGCGAUAAGCGUUGGGAGCGAGUUGAGGUUGGCUUGAACGCUCUUUGCAUAGGCGAUGGUGAGGAGAGCAGUGAUGUUGUCAAGACUAUCAAGGAGAGAUAUGAGAAGGGUGAGAACGAUGAGUUCUUGAAGCCGAUUAUUGUUGGUGGUAAGGAGGCUCGUAUCAAGGGUAUGUCUAAUCUUCUCAUAAUAUCCUUGAAUUCAAGCUAAUCCAGUUAUUAUUUAGACAACGACCAAGUUUUCUUCUUCAACUACAGAUCUGAUCGUGUACGAGAAAUUACUCAACUUCUCGGUGAUGCGGACCGCUCCCCAUUGGAGGACUUUGCGUACCCAAAGAACAUCACUCUUACUACCAUGACUCAAUACAAGCUCGACUACCCAUUCCCAAUUGCAUUCAAACCUCAACACAUGGGUAACGUUCUCGCAGAAACUCUUGGUUCCCAAGGUAUCAAGCAAGUCCACGUUGCUGAAACCGAGAAAUACGCCCACGUCACUUUCUUCUUCAACGGUGGCGUGGAGAAGGCUUUCCCUCUCGAGACCAGAGAUGAAUCUCAAGAUCUCGUCCCUUCAAACAAGAGCGUUGCAACCUACGAUCUAGCGCCAGAAAUGAGCGCCGCAGGAGUGGCCAAACAGGUUUCCAAGCGUAUCCAGGACGGUGAAUUCGAGUUUGUCAUGAAUAACUUUGCUCCUCCUGAUAUGGUUGGUCACACCGGUGUUUACGAAGCUGCUAUCGUUGGUGUUGCUGCAACCGACAAGGGAAUCGGUGAGAUCUACGAGACUUGCAAGAAAGAGGGAUAUCUCCUUUUCAUCACCUCUGAUCACGGGUAUGUUUCCAUCCCCCAUUUCCACAUUCUUACCAUAUUAACACAUCAUUUUUACAGAAACGCCGAGGAAAUGAAGUUCGCAGACGGCAAACCAAAGACCUCGCACACCACCAACAAAGUCCCAUUCAUCAUGGCCAACGCUCCUAAAGGCUGGUCCCUCAAGCAGUCUGAGGGUGUCUUGGGAGAUGUAGCGCCAACGAUUCUCGAGGCUAUGGGCCUCAAACAGCCCGAGGAGAUGACAGGGAAGAGUCUUUUGGUGAAAAGUUAGAUUUGCCCUUGCUCGUCCUUGCUCGUCCUUGUGUUGCAGUGGAUUUUGCUUUGCCUUGCUUGCUUGCUUGUGUGCUUUGAUACUUAGUACCUACACCCCUCGUCUUCCAAGUCUCUUUAAGGGAUUGCUUUACUGAUCGUGGUGCUGGGUGUAGGCAAGAAAAGAGAGCGUGAGGAGUAGGUGAUGGGUGCUAGUUGGUUUUGGGAUUGGUUGAUGAAUGAUAUGUGGCAUGGUGAUGGAGUUUGAGCGGUAGAGGUUGGCAUGGCUUGGUAUGGCUUGGUUGGGUGGAUGGGUGGGGUUGAGGAGUAGAUUACGAGGAAUGAGAUAUGAGGGUAGAGGGAACAGAAAAUUGGUGUCUCUUUUUUCAUUUUUUCAUACGUUCUUAGUCUAGAUUGCGUAUGCAUGGUCUUGAGACUUGAGGAAGUUACAUACAUAGACUGCUACUCAUCGACAGUAUACUGAAUAGAUCGUAUACAUACAUACAUGCACGAGGAAGAGGAAUGAGGAAUUUCUUUUCUUG